UCUCUUAUGGUACGUCCCCAAUUUAGCAGUAUUUAAGGGGGGUGUAUGUAACGGUGUUAAUAAAGUGCUCCAUAUAGUUAUUGUUAAAUCCUGCUAAAUGGGUCAAGACUUUUAUUUUGGAAUUAUUCUGUACAGUAGUUGCAUUGUGGGUGUCCUGCAGCAGAAGGGAAGUUAACUGCUGCAGGUAAGCUUGGCAAAUGAGGGUCCGCAUUAAAAGUCAUUAAAAGUGUUAUAAAUUGUAUUAUAUAUGUCCUAUAUCUAUUGUUAAAAUCAUUAUGUAUGUUCAUCCACAUAACUCGCGUUUCAGCGAUGUUUUGUAUUGUCUUGUAACUUUUAUUUGGUUUUGUAUUUUCGGUUGACCUUGAAGCACGAUCGUAUGGCUUUAGUGCAAAUUUUAAUAUCACAUUUAUUUUGUUCAGGCGGACCAGAUCUCACUGUCUUCCCUCAUGUUGUAUUUCCUGACCCAUGCAGCUGAGCCGCAUCAGAGGGAUCAGAGAGCCGCAUGGGGCUCCGGAGCCGCGGGUUGCCGACCACUGCACUAGAACUAGACCAGGAGAAGAGGACCAAGUUGCUGAAGAAAGCUCUUGGAGGCUUCUGCUGUGUGUCACUGGUCUGCUAUGUGGGUCUCUGGAUCAGAAGCUUGACCCUCAUCAUGAAGCUGCUGCGGUUUCUGGUGUCUGGGUCCUUGGCCUGUGCUGGGGGAACCCACUGGUACCUGUUUCUGAAGCCCAGCCUGUUCUCUCUGGAGUCACUGUGGCCCACAGAACCACUAGAAGUGGACCAGAAGAAGAGGAACAAGGUACCGAAGAAAGGUUUCAGUAGGGAGAAAAUCCCUGAGAACCUGGAUGCCAUCGUCAUCGGCAGCGGUCUUGGAGGCCUGACUACGGCUGCUUGUAUGGCCAAAAAGGGGAAGAGGGUCCUGGUUCUAGAACAACACGACACGACUGGUGGAUGCUGCCACACCUUCACGGAGAAAGGCUUUGAAUUUGAUGUUGAUAUCCAGACACAUGCCCAAAUGAUGAAACCUGGCAAAGCUUGCGUGCUCCUUUUCUGUGGUUUCGAUGGCACUGCUAAAGAGCUCGACAUCACGCCAACCACUUUAUGGCUCUUCAAGGAGAACGACAUAGACAAAUCGAUGGAUAAAUUAUUUGCUAUCACCUUCCCAUCUGCCAAAGACCCUGCCUCUAAAAUCAGACACCCAGGUAAAUCCUGCAUGACUGUCCUGACCAUGGUGAACUACGAGUGGUUCGAGGAGUGGAAGGACUCAACGGUUAGGAAGAGAGGAGACGACUACACAGAGUACAAGAACAGAUUCGCUGACCACCUCUUUAACUGGGCCUGCGAGCAUUUCCCUAAGAUCAAAGACAAGGUGGUGUACCAGGAGAUAGCCACACCACUCUCCAAUGAGCACUACCUGAGAGCAUUCAGGGGGCCCCGUACUCUGGCGAGCACACCCUAGAACACUUUGACCCAGUGUUAAUGGUCAAGAACCGCUGUGACGCAUGCG
This is a messenger RNA of Alosa alosa (allis shad), 1507 nucleotides long. RefSeq names its product inactive all-trans-retinol 13,14-reductase-like. The record is from RefSeq and is a predicted model, not a curated record. The transcript has 8 exons. The coding region runs from base 503 to 1459 and encodes 318 amino acids. NCBI's taxonomy places the organism in Eukaryota, Metazoa, Chordata, Actinopteri, Clupeiformes, Clupeidae.